Sinocyclocheilus rhinocerous is the source of this 1237-nucleotide messenger RNA. RefSeq names its product NTF2-related export protein 2-like. The coding region runs from base 341 to 772 and encodes 143 amino acids. Gene Ontology annotation, biological process: nucleocytoplasmic transport. The transcript is spliced from 4 exons. NCBI's taxonomy places the organism in Eukaryota, Metazoa, Chordata, Actinopteri, Cypriniformes, Cyprinidae. The record is from RefSeq and is a predicted model, not a curated record.
GUGUAGUUUUCCGGCGGAACAAUAAUCGUGAACACACACAUUUGAGCACAUUUUUCUCGAUGUAGAAUUUUUUAUAUAACGUUAUAUAUAAGAGUAAGAGAGCGUAAUUCUGAUAUUGUUUUACACGCAAUAUCACCCUUUUCAACGUGGGGAUAAACUAAGAUUACAAGUAAUUUUCUUACAUACUGUAAUUUUACGCUGCGCAGCUUUUUUCAUCUGGCGCGUAACGUUACCUACAUUUUAAAUCGCUCUGGUUAUUGUAUGUUUUAAUAGUAGUUUGGAUAUCAAAUUCUCACAACGACUGAACAUCACAAACAGUCGGCGGGAGAUCGGUGACUUCAUGGCUUCAACGGUGGACUUCAGGACUCUGGUUGAUCAGUCAUGCAGAUACUCGGACGAAUUCGUCAAUAUCUAUUAUGACUGUAUGGACAAGAGAAGAAGGAAUUUGACGAGGCUGUAUCUGGACAAAGCUACGCUAGUGUGGAAUGGAAAUGCAGUCACAGGUCAUGAUGCUCUCAGCGAGUUCUUCGAGUCUCUUCCUUCCAGUGAAUUUCAAGUGCAAUCUCUUGACUGCCAGCCUGUGCACGAACAAGCAACUCAAGGCCAAAUGACUUUGUUGGUGGUUACAGCUGGCUCAGUGAAAUUUGAUGGAAACAAGCAGAGAUACUUCAACCAGAAUUUCUUAUUAACUGCCCAAGCCUCUCCUAACAGCGACCAGCCCGUAUGGAAGAUUGCAAGCGACUGCUUUCGCUUUCAAGACUGGGCAAACUGAAUUGCAGCUUCAAAUCUUUUGUAUAGCUUUUUUUCAUUUUUGUAAACUCAUUGCAAUUUAAUAUGUUCUGUAAAUAAAACCCAUUGACCAUUAAACUGUUUCUACUAUGGCGUACCACACAAUUUGAGUAGAAAACGAUUUUAAUUGUCCUCAGCAAAUAUAACAUACAGUGAACCACAAUAAAUAAGCAUCAUAGAACAUUCUACAAGUGAAUUCACAAUUUAUCAAUGCAAACAUUUGACUGCUGUAUAGUCUAGCUUGUGGUGACUUGAACCCUGAGGGUUGUGUGGGGAAAAAACUGAUUAAUUUGUUGGCUUAAUGGCUAUUCGUUUAACAAUGGCUAAAAAUCCCUGACAAAAAGAAUAGUGCAACUGACAAAAUAAUUAUAAAUAAAACACUUUCUAGAAUGAGACAUUCGGUAACCCAAGAGCUAACAAAUUACAGUGCCUGUAACAGAUCACACUU